GGUACUCACGCUCCUCCUCCCGUUUCCCCACCCCCAGCCCGGCGCGGCCCGGUAUCAACGUGUGGUCCGGCCAGGGGAACCGUGCGUACCUCGUGCUCCCGGGACGCCGGUGGUGUUCCCGGCUCUAGCCAUGGAGAUGGAGCAAGUGAACGCGCUGUGCGAGGAGCUAGUGAAAGCGGUGACGGUCAUGAUGGACCCCAGCUCUACCCAGCGCUACCGGCUGGAAGCCCUCAAGUUUUGUGAAGAGUUUAAAGAAAAGUGCCCUAUCUGUGUCCCAUGUGGCUUGAAGUUGGCUGAAAAAACACAAAUUGCCAUCGUCAGACAUUUUGGCCUUCAGAUCCUGGAGCAUGUUGUCAAGUUUCGAUGGAACAGCAUGUCUCGAUUGGAGAAGGUCUAUCUGAAGAACAGCGUCAUGGAGCUGAUUGCAAAUGGAACACUGAAUAUCUUGGAGGAGGAGAACCACAUUAAAGAUGUUCUGUCUAGGAUUGUGGUAGAGAUGAUCAAACGAGAGUGGCCGCAGCACUGGCCUGACAUGCUCAUGGAGUUGGAUACUCUCUUCAGGCAAGGGGAAACGCAGAGGGAAUUAGUGAUGUUCAUCCUUUUGCGACUGGCCGAGGAUGUGGUAACCUUUCAGACACUCCCCACUCAAAGAAGAAGGGAUAUUCAGCAAACAUUAACCCAGAACAUGGAGAGAAUCUUGAAUUUUCUACUCAAUACGCUUCAGGAAAAUGUAAACAAGUACCAGCAAAUGAAGACGGACGCUUCUCAGGAGGCAGAGGCUCAAGCCAACUGUCGAGUGAGCAUCGCGGCACUGAAUACUCUAGCAGGAUACAUUGACUGGGUGUCUUUAAAUCACAUUACUGCUGAGAACUGUAAACUUGUGGAAACUCUGUGCCUGCUUCUCAAUGAGCAGGAGCUGCAGUUGGGAGCCGCUGAGUGUCUGCUCAUUGCAGUCAGCAGAAAAGGCAAGUUGGAGGAUCGGAAGCGCUUGAUGAUCUUGUUUGGAGACAUUGCCAUGCAUUACAUUCUCUCGGCUGCACAGACUGCAGAUGGAGGAGGCUUGGUAGAAAAACACUACCUCUUCCUGAAGAGGCUGUGUCAGGUGUUAUGUGCACUGGGAAAUCUGCUGUGUGCACUGCUGGCCUUAGAUGCUAGCAUACAAACACCAGUAAACUUUGGAAUGUACCUGGAAUCUUUUCUUGCUUUCACAACCCACCCAAGUCAGUUUCUCCGCUCUUCAACCCAUAUGACAUGGGGAGCCCUCUUCAGGCAUGAAGUUCUGUCCCGUGAUCCGUCGCUGUUAGCAGUAAUACCAAAAUAUCUUCGUGCUUCUAUGACAAACUUGGUCAAGAUGGGCUUUCCUUCUAAGACAGACAGCCCCAGCUGUGAAUACUCCCGCUUUGAUUUCGACAGUGAUGAGGACUUCAAUGCUUUCUUCAACUCCUCCCGAGCCCAGCAUGGCGAGGUGGUGAGGUGUGUGUGCCGACUGGAUCCUAAGACGAGCUUCCAGAUGGCGGCAGACUGGCUCAAGUAUCAGCUCGCAGCUGCUAUUGACACUGGACCUGUGAACGCGUGUUCUGCAGCUGGAACUGGAGAAGGAGGCUUCUGCUCCAUCUUCUCACCUUCAUAUGUGCAGUGGGAAGCCAUGACUUUUUUUUUGGAAAGUGUGAUCAACCAGAUGUUCCGAACACUAGAAAAAGACGAACUCCCGGUUAAUGAUGGGAUAGAGCUGCUGCAGCUGGUUUUGAACUUUGAGAUCAAGGAUCCCCUUGUCCUGUCCUGCGUCCUCACCAACGUCUCCGCACUCUUUCCGUUUGUCACGUACAAGCCUGCGUUCUUGCCCCAGGUCUUCUCCAAGCUCUUUUCAUUUGUUACUUUUGAAUCUGUUGGGGAAAGUAAGGCCCCCAGGACUCGGGCAGUCAGGAAUGUAAGGAGACAUGCUUGUUCCUCCAUCAACAAGAUGUGUCGAGACUACCCAGACCUUGUUCUGCCCAAUUUUGAUAUGCUGUAUAGCCAUGUGAAACAACUCCUCUCCAAUGAGCUACUCCUGACCCAGAUGGAGAAGUGUGCCCUCAUGGAAGCUUUGGUUUUAGUUAGCAACCAAUUUAAGGAUUAUGAGCGGCAGAAGUUAUUCCUAGAGGAGCUGAUGGCACCGGUGGUCAACAUCUGGCUUUCUGAAGAAAUGUGCAGAGCGCUGUCGGAUAUUGACGCCUUCAUUGCCUAUGUGGGUGCUGAUCUGAAAAGCUGUGACCCAGCUGUGGAGGAUCCAUGUGGCUUGAACCGGGCUCGAAUGAGCUUUUGUGUAUACAGCAUUCUGGGGGUUAUGAGACGAACUACCUGGCCUUCCGACCUAGAAGAAGCCAAAGCUGGGGGGUUUGUGGUGGGUUACACACCCAAUGGAAGUCCAAUCUUCCGUAACCCCUGCACAGAGCAGAUCCUGCGACUUCUCGACAAUUUGCUUGCCCUUGUAAGAACUCACAAUACUUUAUAUACACCGGAAAUGCUAACCAAAAUGGCAGAGCCUUUCACCAAGGCUCUGGAUAUAGUUGAAUCUGAAAAAACGGCAAUACUAGGAUUACCUCAGCCUCUCUUGGAAUUCAACGACCACCCUGUCUAUAGAACUAUUUUGGAAAGGAUGCAGCGGUUUUUCGGCAUCCUCUAUGAAAACUGUUACCACAUCCUAGGGAAGGCAGGCCCUUCCAUGCAGCAAGAUUUCUACACUGUGGAGGACCUUGCUACCCAGCUCCUUGGUUCAGCUUUCGUCAACUUGAACAAUAUUCCUGACUUUCGGCUCAGAUCUAUGCUUCGUGUUUUUGUGAAGCCCCUCGUGCUCUUCUGUCCCCCAGAACACUAUGAAACCCUGAUAUCUCCCAUCCUUGGACCUCUUUUCACCUACCUCCACAUGAGGCUUUCUCAGAAGUGGCACGUCAUCAACCAGAGGAGCGUCCUGUGUGGAGAAGAUGAGAUUGCAGAGGACAACCCCGAGUCUCAGGAAAUGCUGGAGGAACAACUGGUGAGGAUGCUAACACGAGAAGUCAUGGACCUAAUCAUGGCUUGCUGUGUGUCAAAGAAGACUGCCGACCACACUGCCGCUCCCACGGCGGAUGGAGAUGACGAAGAGAUGAUGGCCACUGAAGUAGCCCCUUCGUCUGUGGUGGAGCUCACAGACCUGGGCAAAUGCCUCAUGAAGCAUGAGGAUGUUUGUACAGCACUAUUAAUCACAGCAUUUAAUUCUCUGACCUGGAAGGACACUCUGUCUUGCCAGCGGGCGACCACACAGCUCUGUUGGCCCCUCCUCAAACAGGUGAUGUCUGGGACCCUGCUCGCAGACGCUGUCACGUGGCUUUUCACCAGUGUGCUGAAAGGGCUACAGAUGCAUGGGCAGCACGAUGGGUGCAUGGCUUCCCUGGUCCACUUGGCCUUCCAGAUAUACGAGGCACUGCGCCCCAGGUACCUAGAGAUAAGAGCAGUGAUGGAACAGAUCCCUGAAAUAAACAAGGAGUCUCUGGACCAGUUUGACUGCAAGCUUUUAAACCCCUCCCUUCAAAAAGCAGCUGAUAAACGACGGAAGGACCACUUCAAACGCCUCAUCGCUGGCUGCAUUGGGAAACCCUUGGGAGAACAAUUUCGAAAAGAAGUUCACAUUAAGAACCUUCCCUGGCUUUUCAAAAAACCCAAACCAAUGCUGGAGACAGAAGUGCUGGACAGUGAGGAGGGUGGACUGGCCACCAUCUUUGAACCCUGAAUCAAGCUUUUGGGAAUCCUCCGGCCUCGGUUGUCAUCUCUUCUUCCCCCUGUGUAGCUAUUCUCUAGGCCCUCCUUGCACUGCCGCCUCACUUCCCACCAAGUCAGCCUGGAGAAGCUCAGAUCCAGGUCCAGCUGGAGCAGAGUGGGUCCUGCACGAGGGCCUAAGUCAUCCUACUAAAGUAUAGGGUGUUGGAACCUACACCAUUCCAGAGAGGUGGCCCAGGAGUUGGCAGUCAACCUGCAAUUUGGGCUUUUCCAAGAAAAGCUAGAGCACAAUGGCCUUUCCCCAAAGCAGCUGCAGCAGCGCAGACAGGAAGGACUGGAGUGCUGUGCCCAGCCCCACUGACAGUGUGUGCAAAGGCUCAGCCAGUUUCUUUUGGACUAUAGGGGUCCCACUUGAGCCCCUUGCUGCUGGGCUAACAGGGAUCCUUCUCCACUCCCAGGGGCAUGUCUGGCCUAGGUGCUACAUGCUGACCCGUCUAUGGCCAGUUUUCCCAUCUUAAUCUAAAGUAAGAAUCUGGCCACUUGGUGGGACCCAUGGUACAGGCUAUUGCUAAAGUCGGAGCGGGGGACAAGAGCUGGGCAGUAUUCAGUCUAACGCUCUGUUCCUUAAAUGGACAUCUUGCCUUUCUGAUUGACCCUCGAGGGUUUCCCCAGUGUCCAUUGACACCAAACAUAUAAAAGUAAUCUAGACCAAGUGGGCUUCUGACCAGAGUAGACAGUGUCCCUCCUGGGACACCAAGUCCAGGUGCCUUGGGAAAAUCUCUGUGGUCUGUGAGCAAAGGGUGUCCCAGUCAUAGCCAACACUUGAAUUCUUAAGGUCCCUGGGAAGGGCACCGAGCAAGCAAAGCAAGAUGGGGGAGACCUAGCCUUGCCUGUUGUGACAGGCAGAUGUGACCUGUGUGUCUGUAUGCUGACAGGCCCACUGUACACCCAGCCCCAACUUUGACCUUGUGUGGGACACAGUCAUGCAUGGUAAAGUUGCAGUCAGAGCUGGGAAAUAGCAACUAGAGUCGAGGUCACUGUCUGCAGCUGCAUAAGGCCACCGUCCUGCUGCAUGGUGCUUGGGGUCUCCAGGUUGUUAAGGUGAUCUCAGUAUUUCCCUCCAAACUCAAUUGCUGCCUGCUCCUGUCUGCUGAGGGCUAUGGAGGAUGUAGUUGUAUUUAUUAUGUUGUAAUAUUUUUAACAUCCUAUGACUUCAUGCUAGAAAUUUUCUAUUGUUUAUAGAACCUUUUGUAGAAAUGCUAACUCUAAAGUACAUCUGCAUGUCAGUAAAAAUCUCUUUCAUACAGGAA
Messenger RNA from Mastomys coucha (southern multimammate mouse), 5042 nucleotides. RefSeq names its product exportin 5 (gene Xpo5). The transcript is spliced from 32 exons. Gene Ontology annotation, cellular component: RNA nuclear export complex; nucleus; cytoplasm. Bases 131 to 3745 code for a protein of 1204 amino acids. NCBI's taxonomy places the organism in Eukaryota, Metazoa, Chordata, Mammalia, Rodentia, Muridae. Gene Ontology annotation, molecular function: RNA binding; small GTPase binding; nuclear export signal receptor activity. Gene Ontology annotation, biological process: RNA export from nucleus; protein export from nucleus. The record is from RefSeq and is a predicted model, not a curated record.